ACUCACCAGACCUUUCACAGAAACAGUUCCUCGCUAUGCGGUUGCCCACAAUACUCGGAGCUGCUGUUUUGGCAUCCUUUACCUCAUCUGUUGCUGCCACGGCCCUUACAUACAAGCUCGCCCCUAACGAGAGACAAUGCUUCUACUCAACCGCUGACAAGAAAGGGUCUAAGGUGGCCUUUUACUUUGCUGUUCAAUCGGGUGGUUCUUUUGAUGUCGAUUACAAAGUGACGGGUCCGAACGAAAAAAUUAUUCUUGAUGGGUCCAAGGAGAGGCAGGGUGAUUUUGUCUUUACCGCGAACGAGCCCGGAGAAUAUAGCUUCUGCUUCUCCAAUGAUAUGUCUACAUUUGCCGAGAAGAUGGUGGACUUCGAGAUUGCUGUCGAGAACGAAGCUCGAGCUGAGCUCCCGUCAAAGCAAGGUACCUCCCCCGAGCAUCUUUCAUCCCUCGAGGAGUCACUUUUCAAGCUCUCUGGUCAACUCUCCACCAUCUCCCGUAACCAAAAGUACUUCCGCACCCGUGAGAACCGCAACUUCAGCACCGUCCGCUCAACCGAAUCCCGAAUCUUCAACUUCUCGGUUAUUGAGUCCCUUAUGAUGGUUACGAUGUCGUGUCUCCAAGUCUUCAUUGUUAGGUUCUUUUUCCAAGGUGCACGCAAAGGUUAUGUGUAAAUGGGACGUGCAUAUUUUUCUUUUUUCUAUGGAUGAUUUUAUUUGUAUUACAACAGAUAUUUUUUCAGUCAAUGGAGUUGUGAUAUCAAAA
Tuber melanosporum (Perigord truffle) is the source of this 762-nucleotide messenger RNA. RefSeq lists its product as uncharacterized. The record is from RefSeq and is a predicted model, not a curated record. The coding region runs from base 36 to 671 and encodes 211 amino acids. The transcript has 4 exons. Gene Ontology annotation, cellular component: endoplasmic reticulum-Golgi intermediate compartment; endoplasmic reticulum; Golgi apparatus. NCBI's taxonomy places the organism in Eukaryota, Fungi, Ascomycota, Pezizomycetes, Pezizales, Tuberaceae. Gene Ontology annotation, biological process: endoplasmic reticulum to Golgi vesicle-mediated transport; intracellular protein transport; Golgi organization.